AUGUGUAUAUUCGGGUGUAUAUCCAUCAUGUCAUCAUACACCGCAUACCCAGAGGGAGAAAGAAAAGGCUCGCUGCUGUGCUGCUGCUUGCUGCACCUACACCUGCACCAGAAACCCCAGCAGCAGCACCAGCAGCACCAGCAGCAGCAGCUGCAGCAGCAGCAGCAGCAGCAGCAGCAGGUACAGCUGCAGCUGUUACAGCUGCACCAGCUGCUGCUGAACCAGCAGCAGCAGCAGCUACAGCAGCAGCAGCAGCAGCAACAGCAGCAGCAGCAACUGCUGCAGCAGAUACAACAGCAGAAAGACUCAGAAGCAAACAGCUUAUUAUAUUCUCCCACGGAAACAGCACAGAUAUCGGCCAUAUGUUUGGCCUCCACUAUAGAAUGUGCUUCAGGUCUUCGUCUGUUCAUCAACAACAUAGAGAAAGCCCCGUGGUUCGAUGCAUUUCAAAACGCAGAGAAACUGCGACGGGUCCACGACGUGCCCAUGCUCCUUAUACACGGCCGCCUCGAUAGACAGGUGCCCUUUUCACACUCCUUGAAGCUUGAGGCAGCCUGCCGGGAGGCAGACGCCCGCUUUGAGCAGCAGCAGCAGCAGAAGCAGAAGCAGCAGCAGCAGCAGCAGCAGCAGCAGCAGCAGCAGCAGCAGAGCAGCGGCAGCCGCAGCCGCAGCCGCUGCUUGCUCGGCUCCUCGCUGGUGAGCCCCAGGUCUGAACCCCCAGAAGAAAGAGAAGCGGAGCUGCAGAGACACCGCGUGCAGACGUGGUGGGUUUCGGAUGCAGACCACAACGACGUGGAGCACAAGGCGGGGGAUGAAUACUACCGGCGCAUAUCCGCCUUUCUUGAGUUCUGCGCCAAGUGGCAUGCACAGAGGGACGCGAAGUUUCCCAAUACAUAA
Eimeria mitis is the source of this 897-nucleotide messenger RNA. RefSeq lists its product as uncharacterized. The record is from RefSeq and is a predicted model, not a curated record. Gene Ontology annotation, molecular function: serine-type peptidase activity. NCBI's taxonomy places the organism in Eukaryota, Apicomplexa, Conoidasida, Eucoccidiorida, Eimeriidae. Gene Ontology annotation, biological process: proteolysis. The transcript is spliced from 5 exons. Bases 1 to 897 code for a protein of 298 amino acids.